Euleptes europaea (tarantolino) is the source of this 1226-nucleotide messenger RNA. RefSeq names its product potassium two pore domain channel subfamily K member 15 (gene KCNK15). The record is from RefSeq and is a predicted model, not a curated record. Bases 4 to 1206 code for a protein of 400 amino acids. The transcript is spliced from 2 exons. Gene Ontology annotation, biological process: stabilization of membrane potential; potassium ion transmembrane transport. NCBI's taxonomy places the organism in Eukaryota, Metazoa, Chordata, Lepidosauria, Squamata, Sphaerodactylidae. Gene Ontology annotation, cellular component: membrane. Gene Ontology annotation, molecular function: potassium ion leak channel activity.
GCCAUGAAGCGGCAGAACGUGCGCACGGCCUCGCUGAUCGUGUGCGUCUUCUCGUACCUGCUGGUGGGCGCCGCCGUCUUCGACGCGCUCGAGUCGGAGGCCGAGACGGGCCAGCGGCGCCUGCUGGAGCAGAAGCGCCUCGACCUGCAGCGGAAGUACGGCUUCAGCGGCCAGGACUACCGCGAGCUCGAGCGCCUCGUGCUGCGCGCCGAGCCCCACCGCGCCGGCCGCCAGUGGCGCUUCGCCGGCUCCUUCUACUUCGCCAUCACCGUCAUCACCACCAUCGGUUACGGGCAUGCUGCUCCUGGGACCGACGCGGGCAAGGUUUUCUGCAUGUUCUAUGCAAUUCUCGGCAUUCCACUCACCCUGGUCAUGUUCCAAAGCCUUGGUGAGCGCAUGAACAUUGUGGUCCGGAUGCUGCUGAAGAAAAUAAAGAAGUGCCUGGGAAUGAGGCAGACGACGGUCUCCAUGAAAAACAUGGUGGUGGUGGGGUUCCUGUCCUGCAUGGGAACACUGGGCAUUGGAGCCGCGGCCUUCUCCUAUUUUGAGGGUUGGACCUUCUUCCACGCCUUCUACUAUUGCUUCAUAACGCUGACCACCAUUGGGUUUGGCGACUUUGUGGCUCUGCAGAAACACGAAGCUUUGCAGAAGAAGCCCCCUUACGUCGCUUUCAGCUUCAUGUACAUCCUGGUGGGCUUGACGGUGAUAGGGGCUUUCCUGAACUUGGUGGUGUUUAGGUUUUUGAUUAUGAACUCGGAAGAUGAGAGGCGGGACGAAGAAGAGAGGGCCUCCUUGAGGAGAGCCAGGAAUUACAUCAACCUGAAACCCAGGGAAGACAAUAGGAGCCAAAGUGAUAUCUUGCUUCCCAUCGAAGACCGGACGAGUCAAAUGAACCUCAUCCCGCUGAUGCAAGAAGACCCCGAGAGGCAGAGGGGCAGGUCCUCGAGCUCCACCACCAGAGUCCCUUCCUUUUGUACGUGUCUGUGUUACAGGCCGCGGUUGAACAGGAGUCCAGAUCCUUCCCACCCAGAGCCCUUCAGUUGCCACACCAAUCUGGUUUAUUACAAUUCAAUUUCUUACAAAAUCAUGGAAGUCUCCCUGGGUGGUAAGGACCACACCGGCUUGUCUUCUUCUCCCAGGAGCACGUUGUCAUCCAACAGCCCCAGUUGCCGGGAACAUUCUCGGUUACGGAGGAAGUCUAUCUGAAGUGUGCAUGCUCUUUUAAA